Messenger RNA from Strongylocentrotus purpuratus (purple sea urchin), 2798 nucleotides. Its product is annotated as collagen alpha-1(I) chain. The transcript is spliced from 4 exons. Bases 389 to 2068 code for a protein of 559 amino acids. Lineage: Eukaryota; Metazoa; Echinodermata; Echinoidea; Camarodonta; Strongylocentrotidae. Gene Ontology annotation, molecular function: protein binding. The record is from RefSeq and is a predicted model, not a curated record.
ACUUAUGACUCAUGGAUGAGCUAGGCCUUUUAUAUUUCACUGCUCUGUAACUUGCACAAUACAGCUGCUGCCAUUGAACAUCCCAGCCAUCCCCUCCGAAAAAAGACAUUUUCUUCGAAGGAAGCUAUGCAUCAUCACCGAUAACAUUUCUGUCUUUGUUGCCGAAAAUGUUCCCUUUAUCUUUGGAAGUACGACAUUCUGGGGAUCAUCUGGGAUAAAAAUCACAGAAUGUGCUUACAGAAAUUCUUAAUAUUAAUCAUUGUCUCUACUUUGAGGUUGCUACUGUGGAGAUAUUAACAAAGACCGAUUAACAUUAGGAUUAACUCAAGUACAAACAUUCUUUCCUUGAUGUGGUUGAGAAAUUCAUUAAUGUUGGUUGAUUAAUUCCAUGAAUUCAUGCAGGGUUAGAAAAUGUAUAAAUAUUGGAGGCAAUCAGUGCUUCUGUACCAUUUCUCUCUCAGCAAGCUCACAAAGAAGGAGUAACUUGAGCAAAAAUCAUAUUUUAGUAUUUGUAAUAUCUAAAUAUCGGUUCAUCAUGGAAAUGUUAAAGCAUCAAGCUUGUCUGGUUUUUCUCCUCUCAUUCAUCGCCGUCUCAUUGAGUGCACCCAGACUUCCUAGGGACUCUUGUGACGGAAGUGACACGAGAAACGUCUGUGGCUCUAAUGGAAAAUCAUACAACAACGAAUGUGAGCUAGAGGAAGAAGCCUCUCAAACUGGACAAGACGUAUCAGUCUCUCACUACGGAUCUUGCCAAUCAUCAUCGGGGGGUACACAGUCUGCACCCUACGCUCCCGGUGGAGGUGGAGGCCAAAUUCCAGCUAGAGCUCCUGGUGGAGGUGGAGGCCAAAUUCCAGCUAGAGCUCCUGGUGGAGGUGGAGGCCAAAUUCCAGCUAGAGCUCCUAGUGUCCCUGCUGUUCCACGUCCAAGAGCUCCAGCUCAAGGCCCCGUAGCCCCUGCCCCGCCUGCACACGCUCCUAUUCCAGGACCAGCGGUUCCUGGAUAUCAACCUGGUGCUGCAGCCCCAUCCGCUCCUCAAUACGACCAAGCUGGAGGAUCGUCCGGAUCCCAUGAUUCAACAUCACAAUAUGCACCUGCGCCAGCAGCUCCCUCAGCUCCGGGGUAUGCUCCUUCUCCUGCCGCUCCGACUAGACCUGCCAGUGCACCAAGACCUGCCGCACCAAGACCUGCUGCACCGAGACCGGCUGCACCAAGACCUGCAGCACCAAGACCCGGACCUGCUGCUGCACCAAGACCUGCCGGUCCGUCAUUUGCACCUAGUGCUCCGAUUCCAGGUGUCGGUUUUGCCCCAGGCGCACCUGCUACCGGUGGCUUCGUCGCUGGGGAUGCUGCUGGUGCGGCUGCUGGUGCGGCUGGUGCUGCUGGUGAUGGAGCCGCCGGGGCUGCUGGCGCUGGAAGUGGAAGCGGUGAAGGAGAUGGUAGCGACAGUAGUGAGGAGGCCUAUGACUACGAUGGAUCUGAUGGUGCAGAGGGUGCUGAUGGCACGGAAGGAGCUGACGGUGCUGAUGGUGUUGAAGGUGUUGAUGGUGCUGAUGGUGCUGGCGAAGGUGGUGGUACAUCAGCUGCUGGUGUUCCUGGUACAGCGUCCGGUGUUCCCUCUACACGUGGUGGCGUAGGUGUUGCACGUGCUCCAGGCGGCGCUCGUGCUCCAGGUGGCGCUCGAGCUCCAAGCAGACCACGUGCUCCCUCUCCACCCUCUGGUGCCGCUGGUGCCUCUCGUCCCCGUGCUCCACCUCCUGCAGCUGCUCCUGGGUCUUUUGCUCCAAGUCCUGGAUACUCUGCUCCUGCUGGUGGCCGUCGGCCCAGUGCUCCAAGUGUACCAUAUGCCCCUAGCGGUGGUCGUGCUUUGCCGAGAGCACCUGGAGGAACACCAGGAGGAGCGCCUGGAUAUGCCCCCGCCGGAGCGCCUGGAUAUGCCCCCGUUGGAGCCCCUGUAGCCCCUGGAGUAGCCACUGGCACUGGGACAUGCAGUGAAGGCGUUUCUGCCGAUUACGGUUGCACAGAAGAGGCUUUGUACGAUCCAAACAAUUCUGGUGAUCAAGAUGACUAGAGAUUCGGUGAACAAUCGAGAUAAUCAAUGAGCAGAGACUUGAAGUGGUUAACCUAGCCCCUUAUCAGCGAAUUAUGGGACCUCACCGACUAUAAGAGUGUGUCUUAUUAUUACUGUGCAUGAAAAUAAUGCACAUUUGAUUGAUAAAGUAACUCAUUAACAUAGGGUAACUCAUUAAAUGUAGAAGAACUAAGCACUGAAAAUUUAACUCGGUAAGUUGACAUAGCGUUAUAUUCUUUUAAUGUUCACCGUCAAUACAUUUUCUUAAUAUCAAAAUUAAAAUAUGACAGAGAUUCCCUGCACUAUAGAUAAUAUAUCAUUCCCCUUAGUGAAAAAAGUAGACUACGGUGGGAUUAUGGUUGGAUUUUUACAAAUUGAAGAUUGAAAAGGACUUGACGGCAUCGGUAAAUAUUUUUAAAAAAGAUAUGCAUCUUUUCUAAUCAAUCUGAUGGAUUUUGUAAAUUUAGACUUGGUAAAUUAAUAUAUUUAUUUCCUUUUACGUGAUUUUAACUCUCCUACCAUGAUCUCAGUGGUUAUAAUUAUAAUAUUGGCAAAUUCUCAUACUUGAUAUAUUUAAUCCUUUUCAAUAAUGUUUGUCUUAAUAUAUACAUUUGUUAUUUAUCUUCUCAUAAUUAUCUUGUCGGGCGCCAUUGGGAUGCAUAUGUGCGCAUUAUAUGUUUACUAUUAUAAUUUAUUGUAUGUUAUUUUGAGUUCAUAUUUUGUUUGCAUA